GAUAAGGCGUGAUAAGGACCACCGCGACAAGGAGGCUACGCUUUUGCCACCCCGCUAGGUGGCGUUAUCGUGCCCCCCUAAUAACUCGACCUCGACCUGACGUCCUCGAACUUCGACUUCCUCAACGAGUGCCCUGCGCGAAGCCGAACUCGAUUACUCCCUCGAGUGAUAAGAACCGAAAUUUGAUUGUCCACGGAGGUAGGAGGUGGGAACGAACGCGCGACGUGACAUUUCUUGACGGAUCGGAAAGUUCGGAAAUUAAGUCGUUAAGUGUUUGGCGGCAGAACUUGAAGAGGCGGUAUCUGAAGUGUCGUGACAUGCACUUCACGUGUCACCAGGUUGGAAACGCUGAGUAAAACCCGAAGACGGUGUCUGAAUACGUCAAGACCUUUUCAAGGUUUAUGGGGAAACGUCCGUCGACGGAAUCGACGAGCUGCCAAGUCGAGACUUCGGCGCACUUCGUCCUGAGAUUUUUCUAUCUAGGUCGCACGCUAUGAAGAAGUGCACCGUAAAUUACCACGCGUCAACCGGCACUUCCUUUCGGGCCGGAUAAAUUUCUCGAGGACCUUCGGUCGUCGAUGCACUUCACCAUGAACGCGUCGCACCGCGCGUUAGCAUCGUAGAGCCUGAAGAACUCGCACUCGUACUCGAGCGUGCAGACACUUACGCAAUACCGUCCGCCACGGCGUAGGUGAUAAAUAAUGAGAUAACUCAAUCCCGGUGAACACCCCGAGGACAUCGGAAGUGCGAGAAGUCGAGAAUCGCUCGUGGGUACUCUUAUAAGAGAGCACCUCAAGAUCAACGAGGUCACCCGGGAGUGACAAUUGUCACGUACGGGAAUGACAAUUGAUUCGCGCCGACCUGACAGGGAUCCACCCUCUCGCCAUUCCCAGCGAGGUCACCGAAUAAUUCGGCGAUCCGUCGUCGACCUUGAACCUCAUCCCGCGAAGUGCGCGAAAUCAUUCCCAGAUCGCGAAGUGCAUUCCACGAGGUCGAGACUGGGAGGCCUGGACCUCCCCGAGGUUGAGCUGCCGAAGAAUUUGGAAAUUAAGGUCUGACGGCACCCUAGGGGAAAAGAAGUAGGGAGGAGAUCGAUGAAGUAACGCGUUCCACCCCGAAGAGAGGUCGGUCCUCGGCCUCGAGGGUGGCUGGGAGCGAGGUCGGGUUCGAAAGGCUGGGAACGCGACCUCGCGAUGAGACCUCGGGGCUCGACGUGACCCCGGGGUCGACUCGACCUCGACCUCGACCUUCCUCGGCAUCCAUGUCGGAGUCCGUUCUCGUGGGCGCGCGGGUGUAGUGGAACUCCCGGGAGAGGUGCCGGGAGGUCGACGAUGGAACAUCGGUGAGGUCACGAGGCCACCACAGAAUGCCUGAGCCCAGGGCGAAGCGCUGCAAACACUGUGACGAGUCUGGCCACAGGUUGGACAACGGCUCUCCGUUUUGGCGGAUUCAGCUCGACCAGGACCUUCUGGACACUAUCAGCGCCAUUUACCCCGAUUGGUUUAAGGACUACACGAGCACCAGGGCCUCGACGUCUUCCUCGGGUUCGUCGGGCAGCCCGGCGACCGGUGGUACCACUGGUACCACGACGGGAUCGACCGGUACCAACGGUACCACGGGUACCUCCGGUACCCUUAGGCAAGGACACAGGUCCUCCAGGACCGAGGCCAGAUCCAAGACCAAAGGUAAAAGGACCGAGGCCUUCAAGAAUAAGGAGAGUCACAAGUCCGAGAGGAAGGACAAGCGUGACUUCAAGGAGGACAGGGAGGUUCCUGGACACGGGAAGAAGACCUCGAAGACGUUGACGCAGAGGGUUGACAAGUUCAACGAGAAGCCGAAGCAGGGCUCGCCGUCGCCCCCGGGUAUGGCGGAGGGCAACCGAUCGCCGCCCAAGGCGGAAGUCGACGAGUCGCCUCUUCAGCACGCCAUGGACCGCAACAAAGAAUCGCUGAAGGUGAAGCUCAUGCUGAGAAGGCCCAUCAACCAGCUGGUGGCACAAGGCAUCAUGCCUCCCCUGAAGACGCCGCCAGCGUUCCACGAGCAGCGGAAGCAGCUGGAGCGGGCAAAAACCGGGGACUUGCUGAAGGCGAAGAUUCAGCAACGACCGGGCCGGGAGGAGCUGGUGAGGCAGCACAUCCUGGAGGACGUGGGCCACGUGGACCCGAGCCUGGCGGAGCGUCAGCGCAUGUUGAAGAAGGCGAGAUUGGCGGACCAACUGAACGACCAGCUGAGCCACCGACCGGGACCUCUGGAGCUGAUCCAGAAGAACAUCCUCCACACGGAGGAGCCGAUCGAGAGGGCGGUCAAAGAGGGUCACAUUCCCUUCAAAGCCACCUGCGAGGGCCAGGUGACGAAGCCGCAGCACCCGGAUCACUACAUCACCUUCGAGGAUGACUCCCAGAGCUCGGAAGGUGCACCCUCUCCCCCUCUGGAGUCGAGGACCGACGUCCUGGAGGCAGCCGCAGCAUCCGCGGGGAUCGUCACGGUGUCCUUGAGCAUCCCGACGACGGGAGGAGCGGUCGUGGUGACGUCGACGUCGCCGGUAUUCCGUCAGGCAGCGACGGAGCCGACGAUACAGACGUUCGCUGAGCUGUGCAGCAGCGUAGUGGGUCCCCAGCAUCAGCAGCAGCAGCAGCAUCAGCAUCAGCCGCAGCAGCAGCAGGUCCAGCAGAGUCAGCAGCACGCCGCCACGCAGGCGAACCAGAGCAACGGACCAACGGCGACGCUGCUCCCCCUGGCCCCAGCUCCGAGUCCCAUGUCGCUGGGCUCCACGACCUCGAGUCUGAGUCCCCUGUCGAACAUCAGCAUAGCUUCCCCCCCGGCGCCACCCCCAGCCGCCAUCACCCCGAGGCCCCAGCCCAGCCCCAUCUCGUCCACCUGCCAGAGGAGCGACGCGCCAGGGAAGGACAAGAACCGGAAGAAAUCGAAGACCAAGAGCCAGCCGAAGACCCGCACCAUCAAGUUCCACGAGUACAAGGGUCCGCCAAACGCGCAAAAGACAUCGAUGUCCUCGACGACUUCCGGUCUCGGUUCGGCGCCACCCGGUGAGACCAGCUACGAGUUGCUGCUGCAGCAACAGCAGCUCUUCCUCCAGUGGCAGCUCGAGUGGCAGCACAAGUACCCCCAAAUAAUCCUGCCAGCGGCGCAGAAGCCGCUGUCGCUGAACACCAGCGGGGGCAGCGAUGCCGGCAGCAUCAGCGGGAGCAGCCUAAAUGCCCCCAGCCCUGCACCCUCGAAUUCGUCGAGCAACCCUUCGGAUCAGCCACCGUUGAGGCCCCUCGGGAAACUGGAAGACAUGAAAGUGAGCGACCUAAAAGUGGAGCUGAAGAGGAGAAACCUUCCGGUGUCGGGCUCGAAGCCGCAGCUGAUCGAGCGAUUAAAGCCCUUCACGGAGUCCCCUGGAAACGGGUUGUCGACUGGGUCCCACAUGAACCACAUGGGUCACUUCAUAUCGGACCCACAGGGCCCCAUGGGAUCUGACGAGUCCAGCUCGCAAGUCAAAAGUCCAGGGUCCUUGGUCAAGGACGAGCCCACCAGUCCCAGGACGGAUUCUCCUCAAGGCAGCGAGCACGACGAUCCAUCGAGUCCACCAGGCGAUGACAUCAUCAAGGAACAGAGAAAGAGGAUCGAGGAGCUGCAGAGGGAGCUUUACAAGUCGCAGCAACAGCUCCAGCAAAUCAGGCAGACGCAGCCAGCAACGGUGCGCGCCGAGAAGCUGGUCCUGCAGCAGCAUAUACAGAACAAGAUGCAGCAACAGCAGCUCGCCCUUCACAUGCAGCAGCUGCAGCACCUGCAGCAGCAGCAGCAGAACCACCAGCAGUCGCAACAGCAGCAGCAGUCGCAGCAGGUAGCCCAACAGAACCACCAGCAGCAACAGCAGCAGAACCACCAGCAGUCGCAGCAGCAAACCCAGCAGCAACACGUAACCUUCCAGCAACUCAACGCUAAAGCUAGUCUCGCUGCUUUCUUGCAAGCUCAGCCAAACAAUACCACCGCUAUCCUGGACACGGCCACCUUGACGGUGAUCAACAACAAGAAGAACCAGUCUAAGAGCAACACGACCGUGCAGCUGCCGACAGCGAUCUUGCUGAAUCUGGCCAAGGCAACGAAACUGAACGGAUCGUUGCUGGGGGCUUUGGUGGCGCAAGCACAAGUCCAACCAACCGGCGAAGAUGGCAAGCCCCCUCCACCUCAAUACGACGAGGCUACGAAGUUGCUGAAGGUGAAAAUUGAGCCAGUUCAGAAGAGCCACAUAAAGAGCCAAGUGGUGGACGACGUCUUGGAGAUUCUGAUAAAAAACGGGGAGCUGCCCCCGAGCGCAGCCCAGGAUCCAGCAACGCCGACGACCCCCGGUCGCCAGAUCCCGCAGAACCUGGUCUUCACGGCCCCGGCCGAUAGUCCGAACCAGUCGCUGGUCUUCGCAGCAACGAGUCCCAUAAGUCCCAUGGCGAUGGAAGUGUCUCAGAGCGACUGCUCGAGUCCCCCGGCGCCUCCACCCCCGCCUCCCCCUCCUCUACCUCUGGCUACGUUCUCGGUGCAAUUGCCCACGGAGCUGCAGCAACAACAGGACCAACAACAGCACCAGCGACAACAGCAGGAAGAAGACAUUCCAUCCUUUAGCGCGGAGUUGCUGGGAUCAGAGGCCGAACUGGACGCGGCGAUGCUCUUGAGCCCCCAGUCGGUCCAACAGAGCUCUCCAGAUCCUCAGCCUCCGCAGGAAGUGACGUCGUCGGACAACGCCAACCUUGAUUUGAAGGAACUGGGACUAGACCUGGAGACGUUGGACACAAUGGACUUCGGCCAGCUGGACUGUGACCUCGGCGUGAAGAUGGAAGCUCCCCAGGACCUGAUGGACAUCGGGGACAUGUCGAUGGACAUGGACGACCCCGACUGGUUGGACUCUUUAAUGCCCCAGUCCCCGCCCGUGUCCACGACUCAUCAUCAGCCCACGCCCCCUCCUGCCCAACCCAGCAACGACCUGUACGACCCUCUGCUGGCCAACAGCCAGGACCCCUUUGAUCUCUUCAACAUGGAGGACUCCGACUUCAAGAUGUCGAACGAUCUCUCCUUGACCUGGGACAAGGUGGACUUCGCCACCUAGCCCGGGGAGUUCGGCAGCUCGGCCCUCUGUACUUUAAGCUCCUGAAGAAACUCAUCCCGAUCCAACGACUCGAGUAUGCCAGGAUCCGAAUUAUCAAGUCCAGGCGAAAAGACUCUCUUCGUGGUGCCCGAGAUGCAAAGGCCGGAAAUCCCGCCGUUCCUACAAGGUACUUAACUCCAGACUUAAUCCUGGCUCCAGGAUCUGGUCCUGAGAUGCGAGCAAAGUCAAAGACAUGGCUUCAAAGAGACCCUGCGAGAAAAAUCGAAGACAGGCCAGAAGGUCUACCUAGUGAUCAUGAGGCGGGUCCCUCCUCAUCAUCCGAAACCACGACUCGGAGUGACGACUCCCCCGAAGAGUCAUAGACCUUGCUCAGGGCCGCCAGGAUUUAAUUCUUUUCAAGCUGCCUCCCAGUUUUGGACACCUCGAUCGGUUCCAAGACAAAAGCUCCGGAGUUCUACGAGUUAUCGAAUUAAAAGGGCUCCCUUGACUCGAAGAAGCAACCCUCGGAAGAGGGAACCGAACUGAAGCGGACCCGGUCCUACCCUAGACCAUCGUCCUCCCGGAACCGCAGCUAACCCGAGGAGACACGCGCGUUAACCCCCGUACGAAAUAACACCCGCAAUUAUUAAUUAACGCUGUCUCUUGUAUUAAUUUAUUGUCUAGCUUCAGAGGGAUUACACAAAGAACGGGAAGAACGUAACGCGUGUCCCCUCGACCCGAACUGGCUAGGCUGGAAAGGGAGGUCGAUGGGUCCUAAAGACUUGCCGGAGCCUACUCUAAUCAACUGCUACGACGAACUGACCUCUACCAAAAUGGACCAGGUCCAUUCUAAGCCUCCUCGACCCAUGAUGAUGUAUGAAAUGGACCACGGAUCGAGGAGCUGACCACUUCGGCCGGCUCGCCGGCCGAACUCUCGAAAUUCUCCAAAGAGUCUCUCGCGAGAUCUUGCUCAUCUUCUUCUAUCGUAGUACUACUAUCAGCUAUCCAAACUAUGCUUGCAAUUGUGUGUCGCUUGAGUUUUCUAACCUGCCGAGGAAAAUGGAAAGGGGGACCCCGAGGUGUGCGCUCCUCGGGGCCCCAGGUCCCGAGGAACUCGAAGCGGGUGUUUCGGGGGGGUGCGAGGUCCCCCAAAUAAACCCCACCCUCUUCUCUACCGUAACUGUAACCAAUAACCGCAUAACAUAUUACGAGAAUUUAAUGUAACGACUUUAGACGUAAUGCUAAUUGUACAUGUAACCAGCGACCACUCGAAAUGCCUAUACGGACACGUUUUCCAAGCUCGACGCCUUUCGUCGGACCAUUUAUCAAUGAGUCAGUUUAAACGAUUGAUCAAACCCUAAAUAUAAUUAAUUUCUUACAUUCAGGGUUACGUUGCCUACGGCACCGAGAUUAAGAGGAAGGGCGAAAAAGGAAAUAUGGAGAACGUAGCUCCAACGUGAACUGUCUCACGAAAGGGCCGAAACCAAUUAUCGAAAACGUGUCCGUAUCAUUGUCAAGAAUAUCAAUGAUCGUCAAGAAUCGAUAGGCCGAGGGGCCCGAGAGGAAAAAAUUCGAAACUCGACUUUUGGGCCCAGGACGGGCCCCUCGGCGUUCACCAGUCUGGCGGAAACAAGGAAAAAUCCCGCCAGGGCGGUGAAUUUCAAUUUCCUCGGCGAAUUACCGACUCGUAUCAAUUGGGCCACAACGAAAAACGAUUGAUCCGGUAAAAAAAAAAAAUCGAUACUGCGGCGGAUCCGCGAGUAGAGUCUACUCGCGGCGCGACUCACUCCGCUUCUACUUUCCCCACUUUUCUCAAGAUCAUCUUGUUGCUUUGUAUGACAUUCCAUGUUUCCAAACUCUUCAGAGCAAGAGCAAGAGAGUAAGAGAGGGAGACCGCGAGAACGAGAGAGUACAGAAAGAGAAAAGAAAUGGGGGUGAAAAAAGUGAAACGACGAGCAGGGCGAGGGAGGGAGCGAGAAUGGGCGAGUGCGAGCGAGAGAGUAAGAAAGAUUACAGGGAAUGCACUGGAGCGAGAAGCGAGAAAUAUAUUUAACAGCAGAAGAAGAAAAAGAAAAAGAAAAAAAAAAAGAAGUAGCGAGUGCAAAUCGCGGACGGAGUCGCGCCGCGCGAUCGGCGAAGCUUUUUAUCUCGGUUUUUCUAUUUUAAAAUCCGAAAAUCAGCCGAUUCGUUUAGCUAAUUUCGAGUGCCGGGGACUAGAUCAAUGGGGGGAGAGAGGAAUUGCGAAAACCAGAGAGCAUGAUUAUACUUUGCGCUAAUACUUAUAUAUAUAUAUAUUUUUUUUUUUAACAAGUGGUGCUCAGUGGAUCCAAAUUCGACUUGGCGGAGAGAAAGGGAAGGCUCGCCAUCUCGGCUCGCGUUUUCAAAAAAAAAAAAAAAGACUUCGAAUUUACUAUUAAAUCGCAAACAGCGGGCGUCGUUUAAAGGUCCUUCAAUUUUUUUUCUUCCUUUUCUUUCGCCACAUUUUUACGGGCUCCAAUAUUCCGAGAACCGGUGCUAGCUUCGAGCUUGAAUUCGAUGACCGUCGGUCAUGAAAUUCCCCAAUUUUCGCGAACCUUGAGCGAAACGAAGGAAAAAGAAAAAGAAAUCUCUAAAGCAACACAUUCCAAAGAGCUUCGACUGCUCUUCGAGACUCGAGCUAAUACGUACAGUACCGGAAGUUAAAGAAAUAUUCCAGAGGUCGGUGCAUUUAGACAUGGAGGCCGGCUUCCGUGGACUUUUUGGAUCAGGCCAAAAAGUGUACCUUUAUUUCUAAACGCCUUAAUUUAUCCGAAUCCCGUUUAAAAAGGACCUGGUUUCUCGAAUCUACGAAACUCUCUGUCUCUUCGUCUUUUGGAAACGCGAGUCGAGCCGGCAAGUAUCCCGAAUUUUUUCGACAAAAAAAAAAA
This is a messenger RNA of Orussus abietinus, 7986 nucleotides long. Its product is annotated as MKL/myocardin-like protein 2. The transcript is spliced from 14 exons. The coding region runs from base 1367 to 5101 and encodes 1244 amino acids. The record is from RefSeq and is a predicted model, not a curated record. Lineage: Eukaryota; Metazoa; Arthropoda; Insecta; Hymenoptera; Orussidae.